GACAGUUGUGCAGCUGGCAGGAGAGCAGUGCUGUGUGGGAUAGGGGGUAAUAUGUAGCCACCUUAAUAUUUGCACAGGGUCACCAGUACAAGCCUGCCCAUGCUACUCAGGCCACACUGCUAAUUUAUUGCACUAGCUUGAGCAGAGCUAGCACAUCCAUAGCAAUCUAAACUGGCAAUUACGCCUGCCAGCUGCAGUGCAGACAGCUCCCUGGUGGCCAUGGCAAUAGAGUGGAAACAGGAAAAGCUCACCAGUUUCCAACCCCAAUCCCAGGCUGCAAAUGAAGGUUUUUCUCAAAUGAGUCAUUCACUUUAUACACUCUGUAUUCACUUUCUACUUCUGAUGUACUAACACUAUUUUGGAAAAUUCAGGGAACAGACAUUGCAUGGGAACGUUUAGAGCCAAGCAAAUUAAUUUUACUGCACUGCUUUAUUUUUAAAGGGAUUUUUUCUUCAAUGCCAAGAAAACAGUGAGAACUUUAACUAUAUUCAAAAUCCAUGGCUGGAGGAGGGAAGAUGAUGUCCUUGGACCAACUGCAGAACACAACCCAUAAGCCGGCUGUUCCAUACACUGGGACAAUUCUUGGUGGUCUUCAUCCUGGAGAAUUAGUUUUAAUACGAGGGAAUGUUCCUGAUGAUUCUGACAGGUUCCAGGUGGACUUCCAGUGUGGCAAUAGCACAAAACCUCGGGCUGAUGUGGCCUUUCACUUCAAUCCCCGCUUCAAAAGAUCUGGCUUCAUAGUUUGUAACACUCUGGAAAAAGAAAGAUGGGGUUGGGAGGAGAUCACUUAUGAGAUGCCUUUUCAAAAAGGGAAGCCAUUUGAGAUUGUCUUUAUGGUUUUGAAGGAUAAAUUUCAGGUGUCUGUAAAUAAAAACCAUUUGUUGCUGUACAACCACAGAGUUAACCUGGAAAGAAUAGAUACACUCGGGAUAUAUGGAAAAGUACAGAUUCAGACUAUAGGGUUUGUUUCUAAUAAUUUUUUACAAGGCUCUCAGUCAUCAUCUCUAGGAAUAACAAAGAUAAACUCAGCAAAUGGAGAAGUUCCUGAUGGUUCACAAUUUGUGGUUCCUUAUGUUGCAAGGCUUAAUUCUGCACUUCGUUCUGGACGUACAAUUGUCAUCAAAGGGGAAGUGAAUAAAAACGCAAACAGCUUUGCUGUUAAUCUGAAAUCAAGCGACUCAAAGGAUAUUGCAUUGCAUCUGAAUCCCCGAAUAAAAACAAAAGUUUUUGUGAGAAAUUCCUAUCUUUAUGAUAGCUGGGGAGAAGAAGAAAAGGAUGUCAUUCAUUUCCCUUUCAGUCCAGGAAUGUACUUUGAGCUGUUACUUUUUUGUGAUGUUCAUCAUUACAAGGUUGCCAUAAAUGGUGUGCACAUCCUGGAGUAUAAACAUAGAUUUAAACAGCUUGAAAAGAUCAACGUAUUGGAAGUUACUGGAGACAUUCAGUUAUUGGAUGUAAGGAGCUGGUAGCAUUAUACAGAUUUUCACCAUAUGUUAACCUGUAAUUCUUCCUCCCCGGCCCCCAUGUCUCUCCCUCAAGUACGUACCGGUAUUGAAUAGUCCAGAUCCUUGUCCUAUCUAAGUUUCUGUACUGGUGCUGAUCAGAAAGUUGAGCACCAGGAGUUAUAAUCCUAUUAGAUUAAGUCUUCCUCAGUUUUCAGUAUUGUGGCAAACUAAAGUCACAUUAUCUGCUUCACUAGUCAUAGAUCUCCUGACAUAUGAAGAAUUGUUAUUAUACUUAAUAUAAUGCAAUAUUUACAGUAUUCCUAAUAAGUGCAAAAUAUUUUGUAUACUAAAACUGGUUCCCAAUCUUUGUUAUACUGCAGACCAACAAACCCAAUCACAAACUUUUGGCAGACUGGUAAUGUUUGCAAAUUCACAUUCAUUAUGCAAAUACUGAAAAUGCAAAUAAUGUUACCAGUUGGCCUGAAGCCCUGGGCCCCCGAGCUGCUGCAAACAGCCAGCUUCAGCUCCAGCACAUGCGAUGUGGGGGGCAGCUGAAGCCAACUGUUUAUGGCAUCUCUGGGGGAUAGGGUACACCCCAGCCCCUUAAGCCUUCCAGUGCCAGCCCUAACCCCUUCAGCCCCCCAGCACUAGCUACUGACCCAGGAGUCCCCUGCAUCCAACCCUCCCCUCAGGCCUCCUCAGCAUCUGAGAGGAUAUCCUGUCCCUGGUUGGCUGAGAGGUGGGGCAGGUCAUGCCUCUCCCAGCAGGCGCAGCAGGAGGUGAGGUGCUGGGUGGUGUUGUCCAGCCCCCUGAGCUGCUGUGGUCCAGAAGCAAGCGGUUUACGGCCUGGCAGUUGGGAACCAUUGUUAUAACAUGCUAAUAACUAUAAAGUCAGUAUUGUCUGUUGAUAAAAGUUGGAUUGGAACAUCUGAAAAUGGAUUGUCAACCCUUAAGGGAUCUAAUCAAGUUCUAAGUGUAUUUUAACCCUCAUUGUUUAUAUGCAAAGUUAAUUGGAAAUUACAUAGAAAUAAUGUACUCUAAUUUAGGGAAAGCAUAUUUCAAGCCUAGGUGCUUUAUUUUUUUUAAAAUGCUGAUUUAACUGUUGAAAUUAGUAGCAUUGGACCAGUGUAAACCUGAAGAAAUGCAAUGGUGAAUCAGAACCCAGCUAUAUUAAAGUAGCUAAUGUGAGUGUUCUCUAUACAUCUUGAAUAGAUAAUUCAAUCCCAAGCUUAAAAUAUUUAACUGAAGCUACCUCACACAACAUGGCAGCUUGGCUAAAAAAUUUCGACCCCUUUCCUAGUGGUAUUUUCUUGUCUGUUGCACUAUAGUACUAGAACACGAUACUCUAAGCCUUUUCCUUGACUUUUGUAGUCAUGUCAGUCCUGUACCCAAGUGGCCUAAGGUUAGCCCAUACAAAAAGUCCUGGCUUUUAUGAUAGAAUUCUGUAAUUUUAACUGAGAACAAAGUCAAAUAUCACGGUCCUGCAAUUUUGCUAGCUCUUUUCAAAUUUUGGAGAUGCCGGACUACAGAAGAGAUGUUAAAGAGCUCUUAUCUUCCUUUUUAAUUCAGGUUGCUCAAGAAUAGAAGUAGCUAUCAUAUCUGGUUAUUUAAAGGAUGUGGAUCCAUGGAUAAUAUGCAUUAAAUCUGAUCUGAGAGCAAAUAUUCAGUAUGUUUUUCAUCAAUGGGAUAGUAACUAAACUUUUGAUUAAGUUGCACUAUAAUAUGCUAUCUGACACAUACAUUUGUAAGAAAAUGCUGAUUAGCAUAUAUAUGGAUCCCCAAAGCUAUUAACAACAUUGCCUGAGGAAAUUUUUGUAUUAGGCCAAUUUAAAAAUGCCUAUACUGCACGGUAUGUUACACUGGCAUAUAAUGUAUGUUUACUUUUCACCAUUCUUUUAAUUAAAAGUACAUUCCAGCUAAAACAUGCUUCUGUUAAACAGCCUCCUCUAAAAACAUUUAAUCUCACCCUAAGAAAAGCUGGCAGUUAUAGAACUGGCAUUGCUUGGCUAGCUAAAGAACAACCGGUGAACCUCAUUAUCAGUUCACUUUUCUCCUGAAGUCUCUGCCUAAGUUUGACUUUAUACUGUUCCAACUGAAGGAUUUACAAAGUUCUUAUUUUGUAAACACCUUUAAAGUUGGAAUCUCUUACAGUCAUCUGUCUCAAGUAUGGUCAGUCUUAAAUGAGUAUUGCUGGCUUCUUCACUUAUUUUCUUUCAUAGUUAAAAAGAAAGAACAGGACUAGAACAGAUAAUUUCUGUCUAUUCAUCCUUCAUUGAAAAUCUGAAACCCAGGUAGAAAACUAGCACAUAUAGACAGAAUGCCUGACUAAUAGAUAGGUGUGCACAUAGUUUAAGAACUUAAUACAUUCGCAUGGUAACACGUGCACACCCUUGUGGCAUAUUGGAUUUAUGGCAUAAUGGUGAUUAGAGUAAUCAUGUUUUAAAGCAAAAUUAAUAUUUUCUGUACCUGUUUAUUAUUUGAGAUUAUAUGUCUAAUCUGGUAUAAUUGAGACUCAAAUCCCACAGCAUAUAAAGGAUGAGUGAUUUAUAUUCAAGUUAGUCCCUGUGAAGAAAACAUCUCACAAAAAAUGUAGCUUCAAGUAGUCAGGGACUCUGCUAUUGGAAAAUGCUCUGUCACCAUGAAUGACUAAAAAGCUGCAAUAUGAACUUAGUUUUUUUUCCUAUUAAGAGG
This is a messenger RNA of Pelodiscus sinensis (Chinese soft-shelled turtle), 4133 nucleotides long. Lineage: Eukaryota; Metazoa; Chordata; Testudines; Trionychidae. The record is from RefSeq and is a predicted model, not a curated record.